Guyanagaster necrorhizus is the source of this 1233-nucleotide messenger RNA. RefSeq lists its product as uncharacterized. The transcript is spliced from 2 exons. The record is from RefSeq and is a predicted model, not a curated record. Lineage: Eukaryota; Fungi; Basidiomycota; Agaricomycetes; Agaricales; Physalacriaceae. Bases 1 to 1233 code for a protein of 410 amino acids. Gene Ontology annotation, molecular function: protein binding.
AUGUCGGUCGACUUGCCGCCGCUACCCCAAGAAUUGAUUGACAAUAUCAUCGACCAUCUCCACAGCGAUAACAUUUCGCUGCUCAACUGCGCCCUUGUGUGUCGCGCCUGGCUGUCAACGAGUCGCCUGCACUUGUUCGCUAAGAUACACCUCCACGUUCCUUUACCCUCUUUCGAUACCCCCUCCGCGUCCCGCAAAUUCAACCGUCUCCUUAGACUCCUCUAUAAAUAUACAGAGUUGGUACCCCACAUCCACGAGCUCCAAGUACAUUUCGAGUGUGAAGGUCCCAAUCCAGAGUACGGGCUUCUUGCAGCAGGUGCCGAGGACACGCUUCUUCUUCCUUCUCUUCUGACAACAUUCACGCAUGUUCGCCAUUUCGAACUAUCAUCUAAUCUCAGCGCAUCAUGGCAUUCACUCCCGCCGCGUGUCCUCCACGCCAUCGACACGGUCGUCCGCCAGCCUUCAAUAACCUAUGUCCGUCUUUCCUCAUGGGUCUUCAAUAGCUGGAAGACUAUUGCGUCCCUCUUCCAACAUAGUCAAAAUCUACGAGGACUUGCACUUCGUUCGACGGAGUUAGGCACCGUUAAUGAGGAACAGGAACAGGAACUUCGGCCAGGAUCCUCGGGGCCUCGUCUCGAGUUCCUUACCCUGGAUUAUGUAGAUUGCCCGGAUCUGGGAAGCUGGCUCUCCAAUGAGCACCAAAGUAUGAUGGACUUGACCAACAUCCGCGAGUUCCGGUUAGCCCAUUCAGACGACAAUUGCGUCGAUCGGCUGCUCCGUACUUUUGGAGACUCACUUGAACGAUUCCAUCUCAAACCUGGACGGAUAGGUCUACAGCCAAUGACCUUGGAGCGAUGUGCACGAUUAAAAUCCUUGAGACUGACUUUGGACGAGCACCCCGCUUCCCUUGUAUGGGUCUCGGGUGUUCUAACUAGUAUCCCAGUACCCGGGAUUCUCGAGCACGUCGCCAUCGAAGUAUAUAUUGAUCCCAAGAAGUUGAUGGGCUGGAGAGCGAUUGAUAACAUUCUUACCCGGUCGGGGGCGUUCAACUCUCUGAAGGAGGUCGCCAUAGGAGUAUUCGCCCAUCCUGCCAAUGCCGAAUUCUUGAAAGUUCAGGAGGGUCUCGUGGGUUUGAAGGAGCAAGGACUCUUGCGCGUUUAUCAGUUGGCUACGAAGAGCCAAAAACUUUGCUCCGAGCUGACACCGAUGAUAAGUAGCUUCGAAGAAUGUUGA